AUGAUUUCCGGGCGAGGGGGAGCGGGGGCUCGGGGUCGCAUCCGCCCACCUCGUCGGAUUGUGCGUCCAAACGCACCUGGCGAGGGAUCCGAUUUCGAAGCAUGUUGGAACAUGAUCAAGGAAGCGCUGCGCGAUAUCCACAACAAAAGCUGCGGUCGUCUGUCCUUCGAAGAGCUAUACCGAGCGGCCUACAAGAUUGUGCUGAAGAAGAAGGGCGAGGUCUUGUACGAUAAAGUCAAGGAGUUUGAGGAGCAAUGGUUUGCCGAGCAUGUCAUUCCCAAGAUCGAAAUCUUGGUCACCAAGAGCCUCAUCAACAUUGGCAUGGACAUUUCGUCGUCGACUUCUGUCAACGAGCGAAGACAGACGGGUGAGAAAUUCCUCAAGGGCCUGCGAGAUACGUGGGAAGACCACAACAUGUCUAUGAACAUGACAGCAGAUAUCCUCAUGUAUCUUGAUCGAGGCUACACACAGCAGGAGCCACGCCGAGUGCCCAUCUUCGCUACGACCAUUGCAUUAUUUAGAGACCACAUAUUACGUUCUUGCCUUAACGCGAAUUCCGAUAGCCUGAUUAUGGAUAUUCUUAUAUCUGUUAUGCUGGACCAGAUCGACAUGGAGAGGCGUGGAGAUGUGAUUGACCGAGCGCUCAUCCGCAGCUGCAGUCGCAUGCUGAGCUGCCUGUACGAAACUGAGGAUGAAUCGGAGAGCAGCAAGCUCUAUCUAACCAUCUUUGAGCCGCGAUUCCUCAGCAAUAGCGAAACAUUCUACACGAGAGAGUGUGAACGGCUACUACGGGAAUCUGACGCCAGCACAUGGUUACGACACACCCAAAACCGGCUCAUCGAGGAAGAGGAUCGAUGCGGCACCACCAUCGAGCUCGAGACACUUUCCAAGGUGUCGCAAGUGGUGGAUCAGAAACUUAUCCAGGGCCACCUGGGUGAUUUCCUUGCCAUGGAGGGCAGCGGUCUGAGGUGGAUGAUUGAUAACGACAAGACGGAUGAUCUCAAGAUCUUGUACUCACUAAUCUCGAGAGUUGAUGAUAAGAAGACGGCUCUUCGCGAAAUAUUGCAAAAGCGAGUCGUAGAAUUGGGAUUGGAAAUUGAGAGUGUCUUGAAGAACACCGACUUUUCGACGGCACAAGCUGAUGGCGAAGAAGAAGGUGGUGACAAGGUGAAGACGCUUAACCCUGCCGCGCAGCAAACUGCCGCAGCCAUCAAAUGGGUUGACGACGUGCUUCGGCUAAAGGACAAAUUUGACCACAUGCUGGCAAAUUGCUUCCAAGACGAUCUAGUGAUUCAAACUGCACUGACCAAGAGCUUCUCCGACUUCAUCAACAUGUUCAACCGGAGCUCAGAAUACGUUUCUCUCUUCAUCGACGACAGUCUAAAGAGGGGCAUCAGAGGCAAAACGGAAGAUGAAGUGGAUGCCAUUCUUGAAAAGGCCGUCGUCUUGAUUCGUUAUCUGGCAGACAAAGACCUCUUCCAAACCUACUACCAACGCCAUCUCGCACGACGACUUCUCCAUGGCAAGUCGGAAAGCCACGAUGUUGAAAAGCAAAUCAUAUUACGCAUGAAGCAGGAGAUGGGACAGCAGUUUACAAGCAAGUUUGAAGGAAUGUUUAGAGAUCUCGUCACAUCCGCCGAGCUAACAUCAACGUAUCGCGACCACAUACGCAAUCUGGGAGAUGAGAGCCAUACCGUUGAGCUGAAUGUGAAUGUGCUUACGACCAACUAUUGGCCACAAGAGGUCAUGGGACGCUCCGUCCAGCUUGACGAUGCGCCAAGAAUGCAAUGCACAUACCCGCAAGAGGUCAAGCGGCUGCAAGCUAGCUUUGAGCAGUUCUAUUUGACUAAUCGUAAUGGACGAAAGCUCACCUGGAUUGGCACCACCGGCAGCGCCGAUAUCAAAUGCACGUUCCCAGCUAUUGAGGGGAAGUCUGGUCCAUUGGCGCGAGAGCGUCGUUAUGAGAUCAACGUCCCUACUUUUGGCAUGAUUGUGCUGAUGUUGUUCAACGAUUUGAAGGACGGCGAGAGCCUGUCAUUUGAGGAAAUCCAAGCCAAAACAAGCAUUUCAACGGUGGACCUCACGCGGGCGCUCAUGGCAAUCUCGGUAGCACCAAGAUCUCGCGUUCUGGCCAAAGACCCGCCAACAAAGACUAUCAAGCCUGGUGAUAAAUUUUCGUUCAACGCUUCUUUCCAGAGCAAAACGAUUAGAAUCAAAGCGCCCAUCAUCAAUGCCAUUUCCAAGGUUGAGGACAAGGAGGAGCGAAAGUCUACAGAAGAGAAGAACAACCAGACUCGGGCCCAUAUAGUGGAUGCAGCGAUUGUAAGAAUCAUGAAGGCCCGCAAAGAACUCAGCCACUCACAGUUGGUGAGCGAGGUUCUGUCUCAGCUGGUAGGCCGCUUCAAACCCGAGGUAACUCUCAUCAAGAAGCGAAUCGAGGAUCUCAUAGUGCGAGAAUACCUCGAGCGGCCGGAUGAAGACGGAGCGCCGUCCAUGUACCGCUACAUGGCUUGA
Messenger RNA from Trichoderma atroviride IMI 206040, 2514 nucleotides. RefSeq lists its product as uncharacterized. Gene Ontology annotation, cellular component: Cul3-RING ubiquitin ligase complex. Gene Ontology annotation, molecular function: ubiquitin protein ligase binding. Gene Ontology annotation, biological process: protein ubiquitination; ubiquitin-dependent protein catabolic process. NCBI's taxonomy places the organism in Eukaryota, Fungi, Ascomycota, Sordariomycetes, Hypocreales, Hypocreaceae. The record is from RefSeq and is a predicted model, not a curated record.